Molecule: messenger RNA, 2627 nt
Organism: Diatraea saccharalis (sugarcane borer)
Lineage: Eukaryota; Metazoa; Arthropoda; Insecta; Lepidoptera; Crambidae
Source: the annotation of a GenBank genome assembly
AUGAGGAAUAAGCCAAUAGCUAAUGUUAACGCUGAUCUUUUGAAAGAAAGAAAGAAUUGCAGUUUUGAUAUAGAAGAACUUACUAACUUGAUAGAUGGUGGGAAGAAUCAAACCGCUCGGAGGCGAGAAAUUGAAAACAUGCUCCUUAAAAAUAUGCCUUUCGACAUCAUCCCAGAGGAAUGCCUUAGCGCCAAGGAGAAAUACGAGAAUGCUGUCAGAAAAUCUGUCGCCCUGAACAAAAUUGGAGUGGAGUUAGUGAGUCAAGUCACAAAGGCAAAAGAGCUAAGUGACUUGACAUUGACGCUUCGUCGUGUCUCCGACGCAUACUUCAGAGAAGUCACUCCAUUUCUUCUACACUUGGGCAUGUUCAUUCCCACCAUUCUUGGGCAGUGCAGCGAUGAACAGGUUGCUCACUGGCUGCCGCUUGCGAUGCAAUUGAAGAUCAUUGGCACUUAUGCACAGACCGAGUUGGGGCACGGAACGUUCAUCCGAGGGUUGGAGACAACAGCCACCUACGAUGAGAGGACGGAGGAGUUCGUCCUGAACAGUCCUACCCUGUCUUCAAGCAAGUGGUGGGCUGGAGGAUUGGGUAAAACUGCCAAUCAUUGUAUAGUCGUCGCGCAACUGUACACAAAGGGAGAAUGUUAUGGAACUCACCCAUUUAUUGUACAAAUACGAGACAUGGACACACACAUGCCCUUAAAAGGCUUAAAAGUGGGUGAGAUAGGCCCACGGUUGGGUUUUCAGACGGCAGAUAAUGGUUUCCUUGUCUUCGACAAUUUUCGCAUACCUAGAGAUAGUCUAAUGAUGAAGCAUGCCAAAGUAUUAAAAGACGGCACAUAUGUGAAGAUAGCUAGACACAGUAAACUCACAUAUGGUACGAUGAUAUUCGUCAGGGUGUUACUGGUCAGUGAGAUGGCUUUCAAUCUGUCAAAAGCUGUGACGAUCGCUGUGAGGUACUCGGCCGUAAGGAGGCAGUCUGAGUUAAAACCAAAUGAGCCGGAGCCGCAGGUGCUGGAUUACCUGACGCAGCAGCAUAAGCUGUUCAUCAGCAUUUCUACAGUGUACGCCUUCCAGUUCACCAGUAACUGGUUGAUGAAGACUUAUCACACGGUCCAAGCGAACAUGAAGCACGGAAAUACAGACGCCUUGCCAGAAUUGCACGCGUUAUCCAGCUGUCUUAAAGCGAUCUGCACGUCCGACUGUUCUGCUGCAAUAGAACAGUGUCGUUUCGCUUGUGGUGGACAUGGUUAUAUGAUUUCCUCUAAUCUUCCAUCACUGUAUGCUUUCACCACAGCGACUAGAACCUACGAGGGCGACUACACCGUGCUUCUGUUGCAGACAGCAAGAUUUUUAGUUAAGACUUGGGAGCAAGUGGAACUCGGUAAUGCGGUGACUCCAAUGGUCGCGUAUUUGGCUAGGCAUCAGAACAGAGAAGCGUGGGAUGAGAGUCCUGAGGGAAUUAUAAGGGCCUUUGAAGCUAUCGCAGCGGGAGUGUACCAGACGGAGUCAGUACGGUCAGUGAGCUUCGGUCAAAGUGAUGCAAUAAAGGAUGUGAUGAAGCAGCUUUCCGAUCUCUACUUACUAUACUGGAGUUUAGAGAGAACUGGAGACUUGUUAACAACUCUGAAAUCGACCUUGGGUUCGUACGACGGUCGCGUGUACGAGCGACUGAUGGAGGAAGCCCUCAAGAGUCCUCUCAACCAGGAGCCAGUCAACGAGAGCUUCCACAAGUACCUGAAGCCUACGAUGAAUAAACUGUGAUAAAUAUUUGAGAUAUAACAAUGAAGUUUCAAAUUUUCAUUUGCAAUAAUGUUUUCUAAUAAAUUGUUAUGAUUAUCAUAUCAUUGUAUUUUAUAACAUUAAGAGCUCAAUAGACUAUUUUUAUCGUGAGCGAUGAAAAUAAUGUUAUUAUUAUUUUAAAUAAUUACGCAUAAUACUUUUUGGACUACAUUAAUGGUCGAGUCAUUCGCUCGCUGUUUUCAGGGUGUAACUAUCUCUGAGGUACUGGUUUUUUUUUAUUAACUCGAAGGAACUUUAUAAUUUCAGAUACUAUCUCAUUUUCGCAAUCCUUAAUAUCUCACCUAUGAGACUAUUCCCGAGACGUUAUUUCUGGAUUUUCUAUAUAAUCUAAUAUGAUAUAGUAAAAUAUGUAACGUAUUACGGUGUUUGGUCUUCUCUGCCUACAUAGCAAGGGAUGCAGCGUAAAGAUAUAGUUAGAUAGAAAGAUAGAUAGAUGGACAGACAGACAGAUAAAUAGACAGACAGAUAGAUAGAUAGAAAAAUAGAUAGAUGGACAGACAGACAGAUAAAUAGACAGACAGACAGAUAGAUAGAUAGGUAGAUAGAUAGAUAGACAGACAGACAGACAGACAGACAUACAGACAGACAGAUAUACAGAAAAACAGACAAAUAGAUAGAUAGACAAACAUACAGACAGAUAUUGUACUUAGAAAUAUCCGUCUUCUUAGUCAUAAAGAACGAUACGAAAAUGCAAUUCGUAAGGCAGUGUUGUUCUAUAAAAGAGCUUAAGAAAGUGGAAGAUCACAAUAAAAAUUUCUUUGAACAACAUAGGUGAGUUAUAUGAUAUUAGUGAAACGAUCACUUUUACAGUCGAAGAAUUGCGA